AUGAAAUCAAUUCUUUUUAUUUUGGUUUUAAUAUUAGUAAUAGUUACAACUAGUAUUGCUAGUACCUCUUACUUUGUUUUCUCAGAUGUUAGUGAUGAGUUUAUUAUCGAACUUUCCAAUAAUGAAACUAUUGCAGAAGCUCGUGAUAUCAUCAAGAAUAAUAUUACUAAAAGUGUAAUGGGUACCAUUGUAAAAGAUAAAGCUUGGUAUAAUCCAAAAUGGAGUUUUCAUCUAGAUCCAAAUACUAUUUCAUUCUUUGAAUUUGCAAUCGAAGUUUGUGAUGCCAGUAUAGUAUAUGUCGAGGAGCAUCUGGCUGAAGCUGGUGGAGCUUUCCUCCCUGGUAACCAUUGGUGUCCAUGGAGUUCAAAGUUAUUAAAAAGAUGUAGAAUUUAG
This is a messenger RNA of Heterostelium album PN500, 393 nucleotides long. It is a transcript of the gene cmbC, whose product is annotated as putative calmodulin-binding protein CaM-BP15. Bases 1 to 393 code for a protein of 130 amino acids. The transcript has 2 exons. The record is from RefSeq and is a predicted model, not a curated record. NCBI's taxonomy places the organism in Eukaryota, Evosea, Eumycetozoa, Acytosteliales, Acytosteliaceae.